Molecule: messenger RNA, 995 nt
Organism: Rotaria sp. Silwood1
Lineage: Eukaryota; Metazoa; Rotifera; Eurotatoria; Philodinida; Philodinidae
Source: the annotation of a GenBank genome assembly
ACUACGGCUACUGUAGGAACAGAUACAGAAGAUGAAUUAGCUACAGGAACUACAGAAAUAGUCCAGCCUGCUGCUACUACUACAACGACGACUAAAAAUUAUGCUCGAGAACCAGUUGAACGUAUUGAAAAGUAUAUAUUAGAAUAUAUUCAUUUUUGUACACAACAUAUGAAAAAAUUGGCCCAAUCUCGAAUACAAUUAGCUAAAGUUCAAAUGGAUGAAUUUAAAGCAUUGGAAGAUUUUGAACAAAUAGCUAGCCCAACUCAAUGGAAUAUUCAUUUAAUAUUAAAACCUAAAAUUAAGAAUUGGUCUACAAAAAAUAAAAAUUAUCAAAUAUUAUCAAAACGUGUUGAAUUAGAUUUACCUCCAAAAAUUAUUGAAAAAGUUGAUUUUUCUUUUAAAAUUGAUGAAUCAAUUAUAAGUCAAGAUGAAGCUCAAGCCACUUAUAAUCAAAUGUGUCAAAUUACCAAAGAUUUUCGUAUUCAAGCAAUGACAUUAUAUGUUCAAUCAGCUGCUAGAGAAAAUGAAAUCUUAUCAAAUGAAAUUAAAGGUAUUGUUGAUAGAUUUCCUCAAGAUAAUGAUGAUGGUUUUGAUGCUGAACCUGGAUUUCUUGCUCCAGCAAUAAUUAAUGAAGCAAAUAUUCGAUUAAAUGAAGAAGAACAUCAAUUAUUAAAAUUGGGACCUAAAUUUAUAUUUAAUGACCCAAAAACAGCUGCUCGACGACGUAUAACUGAGUUGGCUGCUCUUCGUCGAAAAAUUGAAAAUUGUUUCUUUCGAAAGAAAGUGAGCCCUGGUCGUCCUCUUCAACAAUUUAUAGCUGAAUUAGAUGUUCUUCUUCAAACUUUACAUAAUGUUUCAACAGUAGACAAAUAUUUAAAUAAAAAUGCAUUAAUUGAUAAUAAUACAAAUCAAAAUAAAAGUAUUAUAGAAAUUAUAAAUAGUCAAUUAUCUCAAUCACAAAUUGUUAAUAUAAUUAAAAUUAAGAAAAAGAAAAA